Messenger RNA from Merops nubicus (carmine bee-eater), 607 nucleotides. RefSeq names its product SKI/DACH domain-containing protein 1-like. Lineage: Eukaryota; Metazoa; Chordata; Aves; Coraciiformes; Meropidae. The transcript has a single exon. The annotation marks the transcript as partial. The record is from RefSeq and is a predicted model, not a curated record.
AUGGGAGACCUGAAGUCGGGUUUUGAAGAGGUGGAUGGCGUGAGGCUCGGCUACCUCAUCAUUAAAGGAAAGCAAAUGUUUGCACUCUCCCAGGUUUUUACAGACCUGCUCAAAAACAUCCCGCGAACUACCGUGCACAAGCGAAUGGAUCAUUUAAAAGUCAAAAAGCAUCACUGCGACCUGGAGGAGUUGAGGAAACUCAAAGCCAUCAACUCCAUCGCCUUCCACGCCGCCAAAUGCACCCUGAUCUCCAGAGAGGACGUGGAAGCCCUUUACACGUCUUGCAAAACCGAGCGGGUCCUAAGGACGAAACGGAGGAAAAUCAGCCGAGCGCUGUCAGCCGCCGACCUCCGGCCGGAGCUGGCGCACGCCGACCCCUUCCGCGACUUCUGGAAGGAGAACAAACUUUGGCUGGGUCUGCGUGACUCUCCCCGGCCCCUGCUGCCCGUCCGGAGGAAAGCCCUGCGGCCGGGGGACGCGGCCUUGCUACCGGCCUCUCAUCUACCUCACAUUUUUAGUAAAUACACUGGCCACAGCUACCCAGAAAUCGCUCGGGCGCCUCGCAAACCCCCCGCAAACUAUGAAACGGCGCCGGCGGCGGGCGGCU